AUGAGCGACAAUAUGGAAUCGUAUGAUGCAGUUGUAGUUGGCGCAGGCUGGUUCGGUCUCGCAGCCGCAAAGACUUACAUUCAAACACACCCCGAAGCACGCAUCGCCGUCUUCGAAUCCGCAGAAUCAUGCGGUGGGACCUGGUCCAAAAACCGCUUGUACCCUGGUCUCAAAUCCAACAACAUGGUUGGCACCUACGAGUAUCCCGACUUCCCAAUGAACAUAGAAACCUACGGCGUGCAACCUUAUGAGCACAUCCCAGCUGCCGUCCUGCACAGAUAUCUCACUGACUACGCCAAACAUUUCGGUGUAUUUGAAAACAUCCAAUUCGACACCAAAGUGGACCUCAUUGAAUUUGAGGCCAGCGGUCCUUGGAAGCUUUCUGUUACGAAGAACCAGAAAUCUAAGACUGUGAGGACUGAGAAGCUGAUUGUUGCGACGGGUCUUACUUCCACUCCAAACAUGCCUCAUUACAAGAAUGAGGACAGCUUUGCAGCCCCAAUGUUCCAUGCGAAGGAUUUCUGUAAGGAAGCUCCAAAGUUAAAGGAAGUCAAGAAUGUGGUCGUUGUUGGAGGCGCGAAAUCUGCGUAUGAUGUGGCCUAUGCAAUGGUCGAACAGGGUGCUACAGUUGACCUUGUUAUCAGACCGAACGGCCAUGGUCCAGUGUGGAUCGCUCCAAGACUGGUCACACCCUUCAAAAAGCGACUCGACGCACUUCUCAACGUCCGAUGGAUGACAUGGAUGGCUCCAUGUCCAUGGGGAGGUGAAGAUGGCUACCCAGGACCUCGCAAUUUCCUCCACGGCACAGCAUUCGGUCGAAUGCUCGUAGAUCUAUUCUGGAAAGUCCUUGGAGGCGACGUGCUAUCCGCGAACGGCUACGACAGCCAUCCAGAAUUGAAGAAACUCAAACCAUGGAAUUCGGCUUUCUGGAUCGGAAGCGGUCUGAGUAUUUUGAAUUACAAGAAAGAUCUGUUCGCCAUGGUGAAAGAAGGCAAAAUCCGAGUGCACAUCGACAACAUCGACCACCUAGAAGCCAAGACCGUGGUUCUCAGUGGUGGGGCCGUCCUCAAAGCCGACGCAUUAAUAUGUUCCACUGGCUGGAAGAAAGAAUCAAGCCUGAAAUUCACCGGACUCCCAGAAGAAGAAUUCGGACUCCCUCACACCAAAACGGAAAAGCUCAAGCUCUCCCACGAAGCAGACAACAAGAUUUUAACCAUGUUCCCUCGCCUGGCAAACCAACCCGAGCUCAAGUUCGAGCAGAAGACAGCCGAUCCACUUCGCAUGUACCGGUUUAUCGUUCCCCCAUCGUUUGUGGCAAAGCGAAACCUAGCUUUCGCUGGUAUGGUUUCCUGUGUCAGCACCGCAACAUGUGCCAGUAACAGCGCUCUGUGGAUUUCUGCUUUCUUCGACGGGAAGCUCGAACGUAUUGCCAAGUCACAGCAGGAAAUCACAGAUGAAGUUAUGCUUCAUACGCAGUGGGGCAAAUGGAGAUAUCCCUGUGGGUAUGGUGCAAGUCUGCCGGAUUUUGUGUUUGAGGGUGUUCCUUAUUUUGACUUGCUGUUGCGGGAUAUGGGGCUGGAGAAUCAUCGGCAGAAGAGCUUGUGGCGGGAACUCACUUCUCCUUAUUAUCCAGCGUGUUAUAAUGGUCUUGUUGAGGAAUGGCAAGCGAAGCAGGAGAGCAAGAAGGUGAAUGGUAAUAAAUGA
Messenger RNA from Cadophora gregata, 1704 nucleotides. RefSeq lists its product as uncharacterized. Bases 1 to 1704 code for a protein of 567 amino acids. The transcript has 3 exons. NCBI's taxonomy places the organism in Eukaryota, Fungi, Ascomycota, Leotiomycetes, Helotiales, Ploettnerulaceae. The record is from RefSeq and is a predicted model, not a curated record. Gene Ontology annotation, molecular function: flavin adenine dinucleotide binding; NADP binding.